AUGACAAUCAACCCAGCAGACACAACGGACACCAUGACAAUCAGCCCAGGAGACACAUUCACGCCGCGCCCGCGCGCCGACAUCGCGGCCGACCUCCGCACAGCCCUGGCCGUCUCGGCCAAUGACCGCUUCAUCGUGCGUCACACAUCUCCCAACGAGCCAUUCUACUAUCUGGGCGACACGGCAUGGGAGCUCUUCCACCGCCUCGACCGCGCCGAGGCCGAGUUGUACCUCCGCAACCGCGCGGCCAAGGGCUUCAACAGCAUCAUGGUCGUAGUCAUGGCCGAACAUGGCGGACUUGACUUUCCCAAUCGCGCCGGAGCGUGGCCGUUCCAUCCAGCCACCUCUUCCAAGGAUUAUGUGCCCGAUAUGGCCCGUCCGAACCCCGCGUACUUUGACUUUGUUGACGAGGUUGUGGGCCUCGCCUCACAGCUUGACAUGACCAUCUCGCUCGUACCCACUUGGGGACGGUAUAUUAAUGGCGGAUACUAUGGGUCUCCGAUAUUGUUUGACGAGGAGAACGCACGGUCCUUUGGUCGAUUCCUCGGUGAGCGAUACCCGUUCCACCCGUUUAUUCUCGGCGGUGACAGUAACCGUCAUUGGAACCCCGAGUUUAACGCCGUGCGUAACGCGGGCCGCGAUGUGUCCGAGUUGCCGUUGAUCGACUACGGCGUGAUCACCGAGGCUAUGGCGGCUGGUUUGCGUGACGGCGAAGCAGCGGCGAUUGCCGCGCUCGAUGCAGACCUCAAAGCCCAGGCGGAGGGGUACGAGACGUUCAUCACAUUCCACUCGGCACAGGUUUGGCACCCGAAGGGCAUCGAAACUACCGCAUCGGCUCAAUUCCCAGACGCCGACUGGCUCUCCUUCGACUGCAUGCAGACAGGACACUAUGACGGGCCCAUGCCUGAGCGAGCUGGUGGCGGCACAGAGAGCGCACAGCUUGGGGUCACCGACUCGCUGUGGUAUUCAAAGUCGUCGUACAUCCCCAUGCGCAAGAUGUACGCUGCGCGUCGGCGUGACGGGCGUCCUCGACCCGUCCUCGACCUUGAGGCUCACUACGAGUCCGCGCACCACUGGUUCAGCGAAAAGUACCCGCUCUGGACGGCCGACGAUAUCCGCAACGGCAUGUGGCAGGGUCUCUUUGCAGGCGCGUGCGGAUACACGUACGGCGUCAACUCGAUUUGGCAGAUGCACAACGCUGCUUCGGUCUCACACCCGCCGAUCGCACCGCCGACCACGGCAACUGUGGACUGGUUCCUCGAGCUCGACCUCCCGGGCGCGUGGUACUCAUCCGUUGCGAAGAACAUCCUUCUGGACUUGCCCUGCUACUUUAGCCGCGUGCCAGACCAGAGCUUCAUAGUGUCCGACACGGGUGAGCGCGAGGGCGAGCGGGCCGGUGACACUCUUGUAUCGGGCAUGCGGGCCGAUGAUUGGGCCGCCGUGCACCUCCCCUAUGGUGGUACUGUUCAAGUCGACCUUGCCCUGGCGAUCCCUUCCGCCAAGGGUUGGAAGGCGUGGUGGGUUGACCCACGAUGUGGUGGACGCGAGGUGUUCGAGACAGGCAACAAUCUCGGCGUGCGCGCCUUCUCUGCUCCGAGUGCGGGGACUCUCUCGGACGACUGGAUCCUUCUGCUCUCAGUGGACCCAUACCCCCUGUAG
Molecule: messenger RNA, 1659 nt
Organism: Cutaneotrichosporon cavernicola
Lineage: Eukaryota; Fungi; Basidiomycota; Tremellomycetes; Trichosporonales; Trichosporonaceae
Exons: 3
Coding region: 1-1659 (552 amino acids)
Source: RefSeq, a predicted model, not a curated record